UAUUUGUAAUUAAUUGUAAAGAUAUGUUUCCUUAGUUAUAGAGAUACAACUUGUAUAUAUAUUAGAGAGCUAUUAUCAAUAAAAUUAGUUCACUAGGGUAAUCCCAUUUUACAUGGUAUCAGAAGCGUGUUAAAAGAUCCUGAGAUUUCUUUUCGUUCAGCCAUGGGAACUGAAGGACGGAGUGAUAAAAGCACGGGAGAACUAGCAAGUCUGCCUCAACUCAAAGUUGCAGAUGCUUCUCCCUAUUCCUUGCAUCCAUCCGAUCACCCAGGUUUGAUUUUUGUUACCGAUCCUCUUAGGGAAAAUGGAGAAAACUAUUAAACUUGGAGAAGAAAUUUUCUUAACGCACUGCACUCUAAAAACAAGGCUGGAUUUGUUAAUGGAACCGUCGAGAGACCAAAAGAAAACUCUCAGGAUUUACAGCCAUGGAUACAGUGCAAUGCCAUUGUGCUUUCAUGGCUUACGAAUGCAAUUGCCAAAGAACUUCAGGGUAGUGCCGCACAUGUUGAAACUGCCGGAGAAAUUUGGGUAGAUCUGGAAGAGCGAUUUACCCAAGGAAUUGCACCAAAAGUUUAUGAACUGAAGCGUGCCAUUGCUCUCUUGCAACAAGAGAGAGCGUCUAUUUCAUCCUAUUACGGUAAACUUAAGUCCGUGUGGGGUGAGAUGCAAAGUCUCGUUCCAACUCCGUCUUGCACAUGUGGUUGCGUUUGCGGUGCAGCAAAGAAGAUGCAAUCCAUAAGGGAGGAGGAAACGGUUUUUGAUUUUCUAACGGGACUUGAUGAUGCAUAUUCAACUGUGCGUUCUCAAAUAUUAAGUGUCGACCCGUUGCCAAACUUAGGAAGAGCCUAUGCUAUCGCGGCUCAAGAAGAGAAGCAGAGAUCUGUUACUGCGAAUCGCAUACCCACUAUUGAAGCAACUGCCUUGCUGACUAAAGGAGGUGAAUCACGACAAAGGAAAAUUGAAGAUGGGACUCGGUAUCAAUUUCCACCUUGCAUACACUGUGGGAAAACAAAUCACAACAAAGAUUUUUGCUACACAGUGAUCGGUUAUCCUUUAGAUUGGCGCAAACCUGGCAAGAAAAAUAGCAAGCAUACCAAUAAUGACAAGAUGCAGUUUCGUGGGAACCAGAAGAAUCAGAAAGAAUCAAAUGCACUCACGGGUGUGGCCCUUGCCGCAACUACUGAAGGGGCUAUGCCGCCAAUUCCAGGUUUGACGCAUGCUCAACACCAACAACUUUUGGCAUUAUUGGGCAGCCAUGGAGCACCGACAGUAACUCAUCUCAUACUGCGAGUAUGGCAACCUCUAAUUUUUCAGGACUUACCUUCGAGGAUGCCGAUUGGAGUGGGUAGAAAGCGGAAUGGUCUUUAUUACUUGGAGCCGAUGGAAGGGGGGCAAGCAUUGAUGGUCCAAAAGUCUGUUAGUGCAAGUUUGUGGCAUCGGCGCUUGGGGCAUUUACCAAUGAAUCGUAUUUCUCUAGUUCCUAGUUUAUCUAUUAGUUUUGAUGGCAAUAAAAAUAUGUUUUGUGAUGCUUGUUGUAAGGCAAAACAAACACGUUUAUCUUUCCCUACUAGUAUGAUUAAGACAGAGCAUGCUUUUGAUUUAAUAUAUUGUGAUAUUUGGGGACCAUACAAGACCCAAUCUCUUUCUGGAUCUCAUUACUUCCUCACAAUAGUUGAUGAUUUUAGUCGAGCAACAUGGGUUUUUCUCAUGAAGAAUAAAUCUGAAACUAAAGUCUAUUUGUUACAAUUUUUUAAUUGGGUAAACACGCAGUUCAACUUGUGA
Messenger RNA from Lycium ferocissimum, 1782 nucleotides. RefSeq lists its product as uncharacterized. Lineage: Eukaryota; Viridiplantae; Streptophyta; Magnoliopsida; Solanales; Solanaceae. The record is from RefSeq and is a predicted model, not a curated record. The transcript has 2 exons. Gene Ontology annotation, molecular function: nucleic acid binding. Bases 664 to 1782 code for a protein of 372 amino acids.